Molecule: messenger RNA, 2088 nt
Organism: Zygotorulaspora mrakii
Lineage: Eukaryota; Fungi; Ascomycota; Saccharomycetes; Saccharomycetales; Saccharomycetaceae
Gene: RTK1
Product: putative serine/threonine protein kinase RTK1
Exons: 1
Coding region: 1-2088 (695 amino acids)
Biological process (GO): intracellular signal transduction; protein phosphorylation
Molecular function (GO): ATP binding; protein serine/threonine kinase activity
Source: RefSeq, a predicted model, not a curated record
AUGCCCACUAAUCAGUUAGAAUUAACCCCACAGGGCAGUGGCAAUUCUACAUCUUCCAAUUCCUCAUUAUUUGGUAAAAGGAACUUGAAGGGUUUUAGAAAACUUUUUGGUACUCAUAAUAAAAAGAAUAACUCGAGUUCCGAUUCCUAUUCAAGUUCAAAUCACAAAUUUCAUUCUCAUGCAGAUCCGAAUUUGCAUAAUAACCAUAAUUCAACCCCAUUGAAUCAAGGUGCAGGCCACCCCAGUUCUAAAAGAGGUUCUGAAAUUGAUCAUCAUGCGGCUGGUAGAGAAUUGUUAAGUCAUUUGUUAUCGCCAAAAGCAUCUAACUCAUCAAAUUCUUCUUUUGGUAGAUCAUCGAACAUGACUCCUUCUCCGCAGCAACAUGAUACAGAUGGAAUGAAUAGUAGUUGCAGCCGUCAUGGCACGGAAUCAUCGACACAUGAGCAUACCCCUUUGACAACAGCAAACCCAUUGUCACAUCAUUUUCAUAAUCCACUAAACUAUUGCACAACUUUGAGUCCUACAUCUUCAUCGGAGUAUUCUCAUAUGCAUCCAGUUGAGAUUCUUCAGAAACAGAUUGAAGACCAACAGUUUUUCUAUAACUCACGGACAAAUAGCAAUUCAAUUUUACCACGGUUGACUUCAGACAGAGGCUCAUCUCCAUUGAAGGACUCAACAAAAAGGCCAUCUUUAAAACUCAAGAGGUUCUUCAAAAAAAUUAAUCAGGACGAUUCACAUCAUAUCUCAAAAUCUAAAUCUAAGGAACAACAAGCACGUCCACCACUUCAUGAGUCGCCUUCAUCACAUGGCAUAUUUGUAACGACAGAUGAAAGUAAAAUGACUCGUAAAACUAUUUAUGAAGCUGAUAAUGCUAGAGAAUUGAUUGAAAAAUAUGGUGUCCCAGGGAGAAAACUAGGUGAAGGUGCAUCUGGCUCAGUUUCUGUUGUGGAGAGAUCUGAUGGUAAACUAUUCGCUGUUAAAAUGUUCCGAUGGAGAUCAAAUAAUGCAAAACAAACAUUAGCAGCGUAUUCAAAGAAGGUUACUGCAGAAUUUUGUAUAGGGUCUACACUACAUCAUCAAAACAUCAUUGAGACUCUUGGUAUGUUACAAGAAGGUGAAAACUUUCUAGUUGUUAUGGAAUAUGUAGCCUAUGAUUUUUUUACAUUGGUAAUGAGCGAUCUCAUGAGUAAAAAUGAAGUAUUUUGUUAUUUUAAACAAAUUUGCAGUGGUGUACAAUAUCUUCAUUCAAUGGGGUUAGCACAUCGUGAUAUAAAACUGGAUAAUUGUGUGGUAAAUGACUUAGGAAUUUUAAAGUUGAUCGAUUUUGGAAGUGCUGUUGUUUUCCAAUAUCCAUACGAACCUGAUAUUGUCCUUGCUCGUGGUAUUGUAGGAUCAGAUCCCUACUUGGCACCAGAAUUGUUACUUCAACGCUCAUAUGACCCACGACCAGUCGAUGUUUGGUCAAUUGCUAUCACAUUUUAUUGUAUGAUGUUAAGAAGAUUCCCAUGGAAAGCUCCUCGUCAAAGUAAUACUUCUUUUAAAUUAUUUUGUUCACAACCGGACUCAAAAACUGAUACAAGUAAAGGUCCUACGAAGAUAUUGAAAUUGCUGCCUAGAUCGUCAAGGUUACUCAUUAGUCAAAUGAUGAAGCUCGAUCCGAAAGACCGUAUAUUAAUGGAUGACGUUAUGAAGGAUGAGUGGUUACAAUCAAUUAAUUCUUGCGAACAGGAUAAAAAGGGGCAACUAGUGAAAGCACCAACAGAUCAUGCUCAUCAUUUGAUUACCGAAGAAGAACUGAAUGAAUUGAAUGAAAGGCGUAAACUAGAAGUGAAGAAAGCUAGAGAAGAGGAGCAACAUGCCAUAAAUGCAGAGGAUUUAGGUGAUCAUCAUCCUCAUCACCGCCAUCACAACCAUCACCGUCGCCACCACCAUCAUCAUCAUAGCGAUAAUAAUAAAGGUGGACAUAACGAUGAAGAAAACAACGUGACAACAGAAAGCUCAAAGGUCUAUAAAGAUACAGAUAAAGAAGAAACUCCUCCGGAAUCAAAUGAAAAGAAGGGGUUAGAUGCAGGAUCUCUUAUUAACUAA